Molecule: messenger RNA, 1615 nt
Organism: Cuscuta epithymum
Lineage: Eukaryota; Viridiplantae; Streptophyta; Magnoliopsida; Solanales; Convolvulaceae
Source: the annotation of a GenBank genome assembly
UUUAGAACUUCGAUCUCGAUUAAGUUCUCGUACCAGAGUUUUGAGGAGAAUGGUUUUGAGACGUGCGAUACAACACUUGGCUUCCCUAUCGGCGUAGAUCUUCGUUAGGGUCAGCGAAAUCAGAGUCUGCUUGGUCAAGUCCAGUUGAUGCCGUCGUCUCUCCGUUGCAAAUCUGAAGUUGAUUUCGUCAUCUCUCCGCUAUAAAUCAGAAUGAAACCACACGCUUUCAAUUCAGAUAGCUGAAUUAUUGGAUCGUGGAGUGAAAUUAUUGAAAAUCUGAAAUCCCCAUUGCUUGCAGAUCAUAGUGCACUUCGUUGCAUUCCUGGCAGUAAAUUUCAUCCCACUCCGUUUUUUUUUCAUUUUUUCCUUGCAUCUUGUUCACAACCUAUCUUCACUGAAUUCAAUCCCCCUCUUGUUAUUCUUCAUUUUAUUGCUAUUUAAGGUUAUUAGUCUUCUGAGUGAGGGGAUUUUUUUCACCAAAUUUGGUAUUGAAUCCCUCUUUUGCUGCUCUCAAGCGCUCUAUUCGCCAGCCACCUCCUGCUGCUAGCUACAUUGAUGUUGAUGGCACUGAGGAGGAUGAGGAGAAGGAAGAUGAUUAUGAAGAAGAAGAUGAGUACAGGAGGAUCAAUGAUGAUUAUGGCAAAGCGGAAUUGGCAUGCUCAUUUUGUUCGGAUGAGUAUGAUGUUCUGGGAUUGUGCUGCCAUAUUGAUAGUGAGCAUCCUGUGGGGAUUAAAUCCGGGAUAUGUCCAUUUUGUGCUUCAAAUGAGGGGAUGAGCAUGGCUGCACAUGUGAUUUCACAAAAUGAAAAUAUCUUGAGGGAUCUUGCUAAAAAGAAGCUUCAGAACAACAGAGUGCAUUCAUGUAUAUUAUCGCUGAGGAAAGAGUUGCAGAAUUUAAAUUUGCAUCAUCAUCUCAAGGAGUGCAGUCACUCUAAUUCAUCCGCAAAUGUUGUUGUUGCUGGUGAUAGUAUGAUGUUAUCAUUUGUCAACAACCAACAAUCAUCUGGCAGGGUUGAAACCACACCAAUUAAAAAGCCAGAUCAAACAAGCUUACUUGAAAUAAGUGACGAAAAAAAUAUAUGUGAGAGAGGUGGCCAAGCUGCUAGUAGAAUGGACAAGAACAAAGAAGAGAAGCUCCAAAGAUGUGAAUUUGUGCAUGAGAGGAGAAGCUCCAAAGAUGUGAAUUUGUGCAUCAGAUAUUGUUAUCUACCACGUUGGAUGACUUUUUAUGAUAGAAUAAGGACUCUUUGCUAGGCUCUAACAUAAGUGUGUGAUAAGAAUCACAAUGAUUAUGUAAUGAUGACUAUGGGUAAGAGAUGUACUCCAUGUAUUUUAAGUCACUAUUUGGAGUUCAAACCAAAAAUAUAUUAAACAAUGGGAAAGGGAGCCAGAGAGGGCCAACCGGCCGGUGACUUGAUGGACGCAAAAAACUGAACAGGAAACUAAAAUUGAUUGAGUCUGUAUAAUGUGUAUUUAUUGUAAUGGCUCGGUAUAUGAGGGCAUUGUCAAAACCAUCUUGUACUCUUUUGUUGUAGCCAUGAAUACCAUACUCAUCCCGAUAUUUCCAUAAGUCGGCUAUAUUAAUGUUGUCUUCCUAGGGUGAAACCAGACCUUUC